Cucurbitaria berberidis CBS 394.84 is the source of this 549-nucleotide messenger RNA. RefSeq lists its product as uncharacterized. Bases 154 to 549 code for a protein of 131 amino acids. Lineage: Eukaryota; Fungi; Ascomycota; Dothideomycetes; Pleosporales; Cucurbitariaceae. The record is from RefSeq and is a predicted model, not a curated record. The transcript has 2 exons.
UAACUAAUAUAUAACCUUAGCCUACUUACCCAGUUUACCGCGCUAUCAACACCGAACCUCAACUAAUUUCAAGCCAACGCACAACACGAAGACAUCACACAAGCUCCAAUCAACAACAGUACCGUCCCGUCACAAACAGCAAAACAGCACGUAAUGAGCUUCUCCGCCAGCACUAUCCCUGGGGUACCAAUCUCCUGCGCGGUCCAAAUUCCCGCUCUGCACUCCGAAUUCCCCGGCCUCAUCGCCAUGGGCCCAAGCCGCUCAGAGCGUGAUGUCCUCUACCAAUGCUGUCACACGCUUCACACUGAGCUGUUCUCCGUGAACGAUACGGCAUGUCUGCAGACCGUCAUGUGCAAGGUGGCUGAGUGCACGCUGAACGAUCCGAGCUAUGCGUGUGUAGCGCUGCAGAGGGAGAGUUGGAAGAUCAACGGAACGUUUGCUUGCCUGAAGGGUUCCAAGGAGAGUAAAGGAGGCACUGUGAAGAGGUUUGGGUCCACAUGGAUGGUGAUUGCGGCUGUGGUGAGUCUGGUGGGCUUCGGUGCUCUAUGA